GGAAGCGGAAAUUCGUGUUUGCUGCUUUAGUAACACACUGAGAGUACUGGCUUUGUGAUGCUAUAUUUACAUCGUUAUUGAAUAGUUAUACGUAUUUAGGAAGCAGAACGUGUGUAUUUUCUGUAAGUGCAUUAAGUGAGACAGUUUGAGUUAUUUAGAGUACAUAAAUACGUCAUGUGGAAGUUUCUGAUAAGUCAAAUCUAACCAUUGACUGGACGAUAGCUAGCCGCUACUGUUAGCUUGUUUGUUGCUGCUUUACAGAAGAAUCCGUGGUAUCGACUGAUCAUGGCAGAUCCUGCGCGGAAAAAACCGGAAGAUACUUCUGACAGGACGGCUUCUUCUAGUGAGGAGCAUGAUAAAACCGAAAUAACUGAACAUCCACUUGUUUCAGAAAAAGCUGCCGACGAAAACAAACAGUCGUCCUCCCAAGAUGAGGCAAAAGCAGAGGUCAAAGCUGAGACUGCAGCAGGAGGAGAUGAUGAAGAGGAGGGGACAUCUGGUCAGCCCGCUUCUAAACGACUGAAGAUUGAGCCAGAGAAGAAAAAGGAAAAGCGCCAUAAGGUUGAUGAAGAUGAAAUACAAAAGAUGCAGGUUUUGGUGUCAUCCUUUUCUGAAGAGCAGCUGAAUCGCUACGAGAUGUACAGACGUUCUGCCUUCCCAAAGGCUGCCAUUAAAAGACUGAUCCAGUCCAUAACAGGAUCAUCAGUGUCCCAGAAUGUGGUCAUAGCAAUGUCUGGCAUUGCUAAGGUUUUUGCUGGGGAAAUAGUUGAAGAGGCGCUGGAUGUUUGUGAGAAGUGGGGAGACACACCACCGCUUCAGCCCAAACACAUGAGGGAAGCAGUGAGGAGGCUCAAGAGUCGAGAUCAGAUCCCCAACACCAAGUAUAAAAACAUUAUAUUUCACUGAGACCCAAAGAAGAAAGGCGGCUAAAGAGAGUGGCGCAUCACAUGUGAAACACAUCACAACCAUUAUCUAACUGAUCAAGCUCUAUCUAAGAAUGAUUAAAGAACAGUCAAUGCUGGAAGUCAACCACUUAAACUGGUCAACACACAUGUAAAUAGUUGUAUCAUUUUGUUAUUAAAGCUUUUGUUCAUGUUUAGUUUAGAAAUGUUUAAGUUUUUUUUUUUACAGCCACACAAGGUAGACUUAAACUAUUUUUUUUCAAAAUUUCAAGCAAAUCAAUUUUGUAAUCUACUUUUUGUAAAUAAACUGUUUUAUUUUGGAAACGGGAAGAAGAAAAAAGCAC
This is a messenger RNA of Menidia menidia (Atlantic silverside), 1246 nucleotides long. The record is from the annotation of a GenBank genome assembly. Lineage: Eukaryota; Metazoa; Chordata; Actinopteri; Atheriniformes; Atherinopsidae.